Laccaria bicolor S238N-H82 is the source of this 963-nucleotide messenger RNA. RefSeq lists its product as uncharacterized. The transcript has 5 exons. The record is from RefSeq and is a predicted model, not a curated record. NCBI's taxonomy places the organism in Eukaryota, Fungi, Basidiomycota, Agaricomycetes, Agaricales, Hydnangiaceae. The annotation marks the transcript as partial.
AUGUUGAAGGAUCUUUCGAACUUCAACUCAAGGGAUGUGCAAUCAGGAGAGGAGGGCGGUGACGAAAACAGGCACGUCUACGAUAACACGGGGAUCAAUCUAACCAGAAACCCCCUUUUCGCGUGGAACCCUGGGUACGGUUGGCGACCAGGAGCAGCAACUGCAGACGACCCUGCUCUCAAAGCCGCCCUUGAGAGUUACCAUCGGCAAGGCCUGACUUCAAACAAGAAGAUUUCUGCGCUUCUCAAAGCUGAUUACAAUAUAGACAUCAAGGACUCUGCUGUCAAGCGCCGCCGCAAAGAGCUCUCUCUCAUGGGUAGUCGUAUAACGACUGCCACCAUGCCAUACAACGACGCCCUUCAGCUUAUUGUCUCGGAGAUGGACGAUGACAUCAGCGGCUCCCGUGGGCUUGCCAACGUCAAGAGUCGCAUCGCAUUUAAACAUGGAGUUCAUCUUUCCCGCGACUUCAUAUCUGAAAUCAUGCAUGCUUUCGACCCUAGAGGCUUUGACCAUCGGGAACCCGGAUCCAAGAAGACAGUCCGCGUCAAGAAAAACCCCCUCGGUAUCCAUGAGCGCUGGGCCAGAGACGGCCACGACAAGCUUUACUCCAUCGGUUUUCCAAUAUGGGGAGUUGUAGACGACGCGAGCUCUAGGUGGCUUGGUGCAUGGGUAGUGCUGAGUAACCGCAUGGGGAGUAUCGUGGCCUAUCUCUUUCUUUGUCUCGUUGAAGAGAUCGGAGAUGAUAUCACCUCACACUUCUCGAUUUCUAUGAUGUUCAUCUCAGCUGCCGCCACCAGGCUUCGUUCCCAAUGCUUCUACAUCUACGCUGGAUCUUCAGUACCUUUAUUCGCUGUCGACCAGGUUCUCCGGAAGUUCUGCAUUCGAAGCAUGCCAGUACUUAUGUAUCGUGUUUACCAGGAACUUACCUCACCACAUUCACGAACUGGCAGCCUUGCAUUUUCC